Kwoniella botswanensis is the source of this 690-nucleotide messenger RNA. RefSeq lists its product as uncharacterized. NCBI's taxonomy places the organism in Eukaryota, Fungi, Basidiomycota, Tremellomycetes, Tremellales, Cryptococcaceae. The record is from RefSeq and is a predicted model, not a curated record. The transcript has 2 exons. Bases 1 to 690 code for a protein of 229 amino acids.
AUGAGCUCAAAGCAUAGAACUUCUCGCUUCCACUCUCAAAGUAGUUUCCCACCCAAUUACAAUUCUCUGCCACCUGGAUCUCGAGCUCUCAAACAAACCAGUCACACAUUCAUCUCACCCUGUAACCUCCGAUCGAUCGACGACGACGACGAUAACUCUCAGGUGCCAGGCAAGGCCCGGAUUCAUAUAGAUUCUCUGACUCCAGAGAUACGACCGGAACUCACUGUGGCAGGUUCGACAGGAUUAGACAAAGAUACUAUAAAAGCUAUUGAAGGUUCAGAACACUGGGUAUGGUAUGGUAUUCAAGUCAUCUUGCCCGAUCCUCCCUCUUCUCGUUCUAAUGGUGAUUCAUGUAUUAUUGGAUACCUCAAAAUGGACGAACAAACCCAUUCUGAGUUACUAAAAGCUUCAAAAGCCAAUGAACGAUUCAGCUGUGAGAUCGACGUAACCCGACUAAACUUAGGUGAACAACCGAAAGGGACGAAGUACAGUGCACCGGAAAGAGAGACCGUGAUGAGAGAAUUCACGUUCGAACCUGGACAUGCACUUGUACAGCCAAUCCACGGUAUGGUGAAUGGAUUUAGAUCUACUUUACCUGGAUUUUCGGGGAUGGGGUUCCCUGAUGAUGAUAAACAAGGUAAAGACGGUUGGUUUGGAGAAAUUGAGAUGUUGACUAAAAUAAACUGUUAA